Messenger RNA from Aphidius gifuensis, 2112 nucleotides. RefSeq lists its product as uncharacterized. The transcript has 5 exons. The coding region runs from base 344 to 1807 and encodes 487 amino acids. The record is from RefSeq and is a predicted model, not a curated record. NCBI's taxonomy places the organism in Eukaryota, Metazoa, Arthropoda, Insecta, Hymenoptera, Braconidae.
GCAACAACUUGUCAGUACUGUCUCGACCGUACACGAGCUGACUUCUCUUAUACCAUAUGUCAAGUUUUUAUUAAUUCUAUUUUUAUUCCAUUUUUUAUUUAAUCAAUUCAAAUCUAUUUUUUUUUGUAAUUAUUUUAUUUCUCAAUUACGAGUUAUUGAAAUUCUAUUCUAACUAGAUUAAACGAUUCUUAUUUUUUAUUCUUUAUAACUUUAUCAAUUUCUAUUUGGAUUUAUUAAAAAGCUUCGAAAAGUAUAUACAUGGAUAUUUGGAAAUGGUGACAGAGGAUUAUGCUAAAUCAUUCGUAAGAAUAAUAGCAAAAGAAAAACAAAUUUAAAUUACGCAAUGAAAACUAAAUACAAUAGAAUUUGCGUAAUGAAACGUAGAUCCAUUCAUCAAUGGGCCAUAGUGGUGAUAUUGACUCUCGCAUGUAUAAAUGACUCAUCGCUUGAGAUAGAGGCCAUAAAGUUAAAUAAAACAUUCCCAAAUGAAACUAAAGUCAAUAAAUUUCAACAAAUAGCGAAUGAUACAACUGAUGAGAUAUCUGAAAAUUUUAUGCUUGAUAAUAAUAACUUACAUGAAAUGGACAACAAUAAACCAUCAAAAUUGGAUCUAGAUGUGUCAGAAGUUGUUUAUAUGGAUUCAAAAAAUUCAACUGAUAUUGGAUCACGAAUUGACAGUUCGAUCGAAUGGAAGAGUUUUUGUUCAAACUCAGUGUCUAUCAAUUGUAUCCAAAGAAAUGUAUCUACAUUUAUUAAAGAUCUAUCAGAAACUGAACCAUUAAAUAUGAGUGAUACUGUACUAAUUGCAAAAAAUAACACUGAAACAACAAAAUCCACAGUUGAAAAUUUAUUCGAUGGAGUUCAUAAGUUUGCCAAAAACUAUAGAAUGAUGAUAGAUCUUGAUAAGUUUUCAUUGAAUUUACAAGAAUCAAGAACUUUUUUUGGAGGCUUUGGACUUGGUUUUCUAGCAUUUGGCCUGAAGAAGCUGUUCCUGCCUAUUAUGAUUGGUGUUCAAGUUGUUAAAACAAUGUUGUUUGCUUUGUUUCUACCAAGUAUCAUUGGAAGUAUUGGAAAAUUUGUUGGUAAAGCAGGUGUUUCAUCAUUUGCUCAAACAUCGCAAAGUGUAACAGCUCAACCAGAAGAAACAUUUGAAUUUAAAGAUAACUCAGAUUUAUAUGGUGAUGAUUAUAUGACAAAACAACCACUUGGAACUCUUCCAGCACCACCAAUGUAUGAUGAAACAAUGAUAGUUCAGCCAUCAGUUAAGCCAGAUUCACGAUUAGCUUAUGUUAAUUCAAGAUUUUCAAAUCCAAUUUUCAAUGAUCGUUAUUAUACACGUCAUCAAAUUGAAAAACAAGGAUCAUCGAAGAAACAAGAUUUUAAGGUGUUCCAUGAUAUACCAACAAGCUCAUUAUUGUUAACUAAUUAUGAUCCAUUUUAUUCACCACUACUUUCACGACUCGAUGCAGUAUUUUCACGAUUGGGUCAUACAACAGAGGGGUGUCGUGAAUAUGCCGUUUGUGCAAUGUACAGAAGUCCAGCAAGAUUUGCACCAUAUUCAAAUUUAGUAUCAGCUCAAUUAUCAAGAGAAUUAAAUGAGCUCAGACGUCCAAGUAGUGACAAUCCAGAUGUUCUACGUUUUUUUAGAUAUAUGAAGGCAGCAAAAGAUGGUCAAGAUGGUAUCCAUUGUGAAGAAGCAUUUUCUCAGUGUGAUGUACCAAGAGACGAUCCAAGUCUACAACAAAAUCAAGCAAUGCUAGCAACUUAUCAAGAUAUUGAUAAACUUGUGCAUGCUAGGAAAAUAUAAAUUUUUAUUAAUCAAUUUGUUUUUUUGUGAUUUUUUAUUGAAACAUUGUUUUUCGUAAAUUAUAAGAAAUAAUGAUCCGAAAGAAGAGUGAAAAGUGAAAAUAAUUGUUAAUAGACUCAUUAUAAUAAAAUAUUUAGUUUUUAGAAUUCCUCAAUGUUAUGUGUUGAACAAGAUAUUAAGAUAUAAGCAAAUGAUGUCUUUCAGCAAUUAUCUUAUUCAUUCACUCAUAAGUAAUUGUUAUUUUAUUUGAACGGAUAGUUUUUUUCUAUGAUCAAACGACUUGACAUAUGAUAUAAAUUAAAAUC